Molecule: messenger RNA, 1059 nt
Organism: Penicillium brevicompactum
Lineage: Eukaryota; Fungi; Ascomycota; Eurotiomycetes; Eurotiales; Aspergillaceae
Product: sterol desaturase family protein
Exons: 1
Coding region: 1-1059 (352 amino acids)
Biological process (GO): ergosterol biosynthetic process
Molecular function (GO): C-4 methylsterol oxidase activity; iron ion binding
Source: RefSeq, a predicted model, not a curated record
AUGUCUACUGAGACAGUGACUAUCAAACGAAAUCCAGCGGAUUCUAUGGUGUCGACCUGGCGCCAGGAUCGAUCCCAAUGGAACUUCUGGCACUGGAUGAUCGAACUGCUUGGUCUACACCUCGUUGACCUUGACGGAGAGGUGCCGGUAUUCUCCAAGAAAGAUAAAAUCCCCGCCACACGGGAAUGGUCCCUUCACCUGUGGAUCCUACUCCACGCCGCGAUCCCGCUGGUCCUCCACCAUGCCUACACGACAUAUACCGGAAAGAACCUGGGUAUUCUGGCGGCGUUUGGACUAUACUCCAGUGCUUUCAAGCUGAAUGGGAUUCAUGAAAUGCACAUCAUGCGUAGGCUCGGUCAGCGAUACGGCUUCUUGGACGGCGACAAACACCCUCGUGACGAGAUUCCAGAUGUUGGAGUGGGCAAGGUCAUUCGAGAACUUAUUUCAACAUCAUCGGUUCGUAUGGUUAUGGCCAUAUAUCUGACCUACCGAACGAAUGAGACACCCAGUUCGCUUGAAUGGAAAUGGCUGCCUUUGGAGAUCGGUCUCUACAGCAUUACUGUUGACUUCUGGUUCUACUGGUAUCAUCGCAUGAUGCACUCGACCGGUUCUCUAUGGAAGUACCACCGCAGACACCACUUGACCAAGCACCCCAAUCCAUUGCUGUCGGCCUAUGCGGACCACGAGCAAGAGUUCAUGGAUAUCACUGGUAUCCCGCUUCUUGCGUACGGAACGUUGAAGGUUCUGGGACUACCCAUGGGGUUCUACGGCUGGUGGAUUUGUUUCCAGUAUAUUGCAUUCUCUGAGUUCAUUGGUCAUAGUGGACUUCGACUGCAUGGCGGUGCACCCUCGACCGUCAACUGGUUGUUGGAACUAUUUGAUGCGGAGCUGGUGAUUGAAGAUCAUGAUCUCCACCACCGGUAUGGAUGGAGAAAGAGCCAUAAUUACGGAAAGCAGACACGUCUCUGGGAUAGAAUUUUUGGGACUUGUCAUGAUCGCAUUGAAAGUGUCAAAGAGAAUGUUGAUUACGAGAACCGUGUCACCAUGCCUUUGCUUUGA